This is a messenger RNA of Xylona heveae TC161, 1528 nucleotides long. RefSeq lists its product as hypothetical. The transcript is spliced from 3 exons. The record is from RefSeq and is a predicted model, not a curated record. Bases 1 to 1185 code for a protein of 394 amino acids. Lineage: Eukaryota; Fungi; Ascomycota; Xylonomycetes; Xylonales; Xylonaceae.
AUGCCUCGAACUCUGCCAUGGCUCGGUCGUCGUCGCGUACGAACACCAGCUGGGAAUACGCCAGACCGGCUACGCGGGAGAGCAGCUCCAUUAUCACCAGGUCACGAAGUUCCCAGAGAUUCGCCAUCUAAACGGCGAAAAUUUGUCCAUGUACCAAAUUUAGAUGAACGAACGCCAUCGACCUCCCCGCCUCCUGCUCCUCCAACAGAGGAAUUUAUGCGCGAAGGAUAUGAGAAUGAUGACGGAUAUAUCAUGGUUGAAGACGAGUUUCUGGCAGUCGCGAAGAGCUUCACUCAACACCUUCACCACGCCGAAUAUAUGAGGCUGAAAGAGCUUGCUAAGUCACAAAAUGCGUCAACUAUCCACACUAUUUCCAGGCCAGUUGACACAAGGACGACGAUGCGCAAGAUCACUGCGAAGCGAAAUGGAGCUAGACAAAGAGGAAAAUGGCAGGCAGAGGCUGUCGGAAAGCUGAACGCUGGGAACGUCGGCAGCGACGAGGAGCUCUCUGAUCUUGAUGAGGACAAAGAGGAUGAUCCAUGGUUUGGGACGUCCCUUCACAGUCUGAUGACCAGCCCACGAAAGGUGAAAACAUCUCUUUCGUACCUCGCAAGGCUCAAGCCUGGCACAAAGGCAGCCGCAGGGUUUUCGAAACCCGGCGCCCCACCUGCCAGAGACUACAGGGCCACAUCGCCCUUGCGCAUCAAGGAGAGAGGCGCGCCGCUCAUAACAUCUUUUGACGAAGAGGAGACGGCAUCAGAGACGGAAGAUGACGAUCUCGACGGUCCAGUCUAUGCGAAAGGACCUCAUCAAACACAAUUGCAGCCUCCAAAGCAAACGACGGGGCCAGAGCUUGUCUCUUCCAUGCGCCCGUCCCCGGACCUACCUUCCAGUCCACCAAUCAAGCUGGAGCCCGUAGAAUCGCAAUCCAAAGUCUCUCACAGAGCCGAGUUGAGUUCAUCACGGCGGCGGAGACAAACGGAGUCGCAAUUGACCGAUAGAAUCGUUAGGGCUCCUUCGCUUGGUCUAGAUUCUUCUGAUGAGGAUUUACCAUCUUUCUUCAAACCUGAAUCCGAACGGUUUCUUUCAAAGAGAACUGGUCUAGAAAGGCCGGAAGAGCACAAUUCGACCGAGCAGAAGAAGCCUUCUGCUUCCAUUAUGGACAUCCCAACAUUUACUGUAUGAACGCAUUUCCCCAGUGACUGCGGCAAAGACGAUACAACUCAGCAUCUCCCACGUACCAGCUGUAUAAUUGUCUUGCAAAACUGAUGCAUUGCUCAGCUUGGUCCAUAACCUUUCACUAAGAGCCUUUACCGCCAAAGGCUGCGCAAAAUGUUGCAAAAACAGUAUCGUUUCUCUUCGGAGCAACUAACAUACAGUACAAAUGUAAUGUAUCCCGUUAUUUCGGCGAAGUACAAAGGAUAUCUUUCCCUGUUGGUCAUUCCAGAGGUGCUUGGAUACCCGGGCAGAUUGAUCAACUAUAUUAUAGCGAGCAUUCGAAUAACUAAUAGCCAUUCUGAGAUACCCG